Molecule: messenger RNA, 1816 nt
Organism: Polypterus senegalus (gray bichir)
Lineage: Eukaryota; Metazoa; Chordata; Cladistia; Polypteriformes; Polypteridae
Product: B-cell receptor CD22-like
Exons: 6
Coding region: 815-1816 (333 amino acids)
Source: RefSeq, a predicted model, not a curated record
UAGGAGUGUGCUGCACAAGAUGUUAUUGCUGUGACAUCGUGAAGAUCAACUCAUGGAUGUGCUGAUGAUUAGGUGGUAUAAAAACAGACAAACUGGAGUCAGCCACUUUAUUCCAGACUGGUGAUACGUGACUCUGAAGGGGCCAUUGACUUCUUGUGUGGCCUCUUCUACCUCAUCGCUCAGGUCUUCAAUGGUGGCACACAAUCCUAGCUGUUUCAUCUUCUUCCCACCACGUGGCUCUGCCUCACUCAGCUCACAUGUGAUCACACACAAUGAGUCUGCUACCCUUUCCCCUGACCGUGACAGUUAACUCAAGACCAGGGUUCACAUCCAAGGCUCACUGGUGGCCACACACCCAGAUCCAGCAGCAGGGACACACAGUGGAGAUGCUCUUUAAGUGUUGUGUCUGUGCCCCUCUCUCAUAUGCUGCUGUUAUAUCCAACUUCCUUACAUAAUCCUACCCCUUUAGACAGUCUGUGGCAUUACCUGAGCGAUGAGUUCUUCUCAGGUUCUGACCCAGGUUGUCAUAAUAUUCAGUAAAAGCAUUUGCAUUAGUUUAUGAGUAUUUCCUUCAGAUGUUCUGGUUACAGACUGUUCUGUUGGCUACCCACUUUUGAGAUGCCCUUCAUUUUCCCCCCAUGACACAUUGCCACACUCAUUUAAUACAAUCAUUUCAAAUGCCAAUACCAAACUCCAAGACCUCUAGUGCUCAUGGCUGAACAGAAAGUCAAGAAGAGCGUUGGCAAGCAGCAACACCUUCAGUGCAUUGAGGAGCAACUCAGCCCGAUGACACCCACUUGUGGCACAACAGAGAAUGUUCCUCUUGGUCAUCUUGGCUGUGGUUUCCUCUGUAGCUGACAGUAAUAAUAUGGCAGUCACUUACACACCACAGACGAUCUGCACACUGGAAGGAUCAACAGUGAGGAUUAACUGUAAAUAUGACCAUCCAGCAGAGUUUACAAUCCAAUUGGAAGCCUGGUUUUAUGAUCAUAAUAAAGAUAACGUAUAUCCUAAAGAUGGAACCAUCGUGUAUCAUACAAACAGAAGUCAAGUGCCCAGCAGUUACACAAACCGAGUUCAGUUCUUUGGGAACAAAAACAAGAUUUGUGAUGUAAAGAUCAGUAAUGUGAGCAGACAGGAGAGCGGCGAGUACAAGUUUAGAUUUGAGGGAACAGAUAACUGGACACAAAAGCCAGGAGUCAGCGUGACAAUCACAGGUCUAAUCAUUCAAACAACACCAGAGACAAUAAAAGAAAAUGACACGGUUACCCUGAGCUGCAGAGCCAACUGCAGUCUCAACAACACAGUCUUCUCCUGGUUCAGAAAUGGACGACCUUUAAAUGAGACCUCCAAGGAUUUGCAGAUUCAGAGAGUCUCCACUGAGGACAGCGUCAGUUACUCCUGUCGGGCUGGAAACAUCACAUCACCAGAACGUCUUCUCGAUGUGCAGUUCGCCCCCAAGAAUGCAGUCAUCACAGGACAGCCCCCUGCUUGUAUAGAAGGGACAUCAGUGACUUUAAACUGCACAGCCUUAGCAAACCCAUCCAGCAACUACACCUGGGUCAAGGAGAACAGCAGCCAAGUCGGAUCAGGAGAACAACUGCACAUCAAUGAGUUUAAAAGGAGUCACGACGGCUCUUAUCACUGUGAAGCUACAAACGCCCACGGGAUGGCAAAGUCUGCAGCUAUCACCCUGACAAUAAACGGGGAUGUGAGUUGUUCAGGGACACGGAAUCUGUAUACUGCACUCUAUGCCUUGCUGGGUGUUGCUGUCCUAGUAUUACUGGCACUGGGAGUGUUCAUAUUUGUAAGGUAA